UGCUCGUGUUUGCCUCACCCUGGCACUAAAUUUAGAGCUGCAGCUCUGGAUCUGUUAACGUAUGGUGUAAAAAUAGCAAGAAGGGGGGAAGCCUGCUUGCCCUGAGCAGAUACACAGGACACACUAGGUGUAAGCUGAUAAAAGUUAACUACAGAAACAGACUGAAGACAGAGAGUGAUAAACAGACAGACAGACAGGUACCUUUGUAGCUACUUUAAAGAUUAAGCCACCUUAAUGUAUACUUGGUUACAGCAGGAGAUGUAAACAGACAGAAAGACAGACUGAGAGAAAGACAUCAGGAAACAGGAUGUUGUCAAAAAAGGAGGAGCGGAGAUCGUUCAGCAACGGGCCGCUGAGAGACCAAUGGGAGAAGAGAGCUCAGAGCUUGGCGGACCAGUGCAAACAGGAGGCUGAAUGGAAGGAGAAAAGUGAGAAAAAAAUAUCUUACUCAAAGUGGAAUUAUCACUGGUCACUUGUUUCCAAGGGAGAAUUCAAGAAGGUUACCAGCGGCACAAAUGAAGACGAAAAAAACAAGCCCAAAAUCAAAUUCAAAGUUGUCCCCCCUCCUCCCAAACCCAAACCUGAGCCUCCUCCACCGCCACCUCCCAAGAAAGAAGCUGCUCCCCAACCCCAUAGGCUGAAACGCAAAGUUGAGGUGGAUGUGUUUCGGCUUUGUUGGAGGGAGUCCUGGAUGAGCAUGAAGCCUCCAAAGUACCUUUACCUCAAGGCCAAAGAGUCAAAAGCCAGAAUCCCAGGAUUCACAACCAUAGAGCUGACUAACAACAGGAAGUACCAACCAAAGGAGUACGGAUCAGAGACUGAAUGGGUGUCUCCUGCUGUGAAAUGGCGUAAUUCCUGGAAACAGGUGAAGAGUCCAGCACAGUUGGAGUGCUCUGAGGAGAAAGAAUUCCAGUGGAAGAUUUUGUUUGAAAGGAAACAGUUUCGUAAAGCUGAGAUAGAAAAUUAUUCUCUUCCUGUCUGGGCUGGUACUUGGAAGUGGAUAAACUUUCCUUUCAGACAGCAGAAACAGAAGUGGGAUCGCACCUGGCCUGAUUACGAACUAAACCUCAGCGACAAGUUUGACGAAGUACAAGAACUAGAGGAGCAGGACGAGCCCUUGGACUGGGAGGAAUCGUGGAAACUGUCCGGGGCAGAACUGGAACCAAUAGACUCCACAGAUGAUGAUAUAAUAACUACAAGCUUCUUCAGCACUGAAACCACAGUGAUGAUGAGGAUAAACAACGUGUUCCUGCCUGGGUGGAGUGACUCAUGGCUGCUCUCUGCUGCUCCUCUGGAGGAAGCAGAAGAGCGCCACAAGAACUGGAGCUCCUGCUGGGGAUAUAGGCAACAGAUCAGGUGGUGUGAGGCUUCACUGGAGUCCCAUCAUCGACACAGCGCCAUGCUGACGAGGAGACGCAACACCCUGAACCUCCUCCUCACAGCCCAGCUAGAAGAUGAGAUCCCCGAUAGCACAGAGUGGACGGAGGCCUGGAGGACUCCUAAACAAUGGAUCCAAUCAGAAGAGGUUGAACUGGACAAGACCCAGGAGGAGGGUGAAGUGGAGGAGAUGAUGGAUGACACAGAGGAGGAAGAAGAGGAAGACGAGGAGGAGGAAGAGGAGAUGGAUGACAAAGAGGAGGAGGUGGAACAAGAGGACGUGGAUGAGGGAGUGGAAAAUGAGGAGGAUGAAGGUGUAGAAGAGGAAGACAAAGAAAUUAAUAAGAAGGAUGAGGAGGUUGAAGAAGGUGAGGAGGAGGAAGAUGAAGGAGUCGAUGAGGACGAAGAAGAGGACGAAGAGGUCGACAGCAAGGAGAAGGACAAAGAAGUAAACGAGGACGAAGCAGUGAUAAAGAAGAAGAAGGACAGAGAAUUGGAUAAGGAGAAGGAAAGCGAGGAAGAAGAAGAAGAGGAGGAGGAGAAUGACGAGGAGGAGGAUGUAAAGGAGAAGAAUGGAAACAAUGAAGUGCAUAAAGAGGAGGGCAAAGAACAUGAGGAGGAGAGAGGCAAACAUGUACACAAGGAGCAGGAGGACAAAAACAUAAACCAAAAUGGUGAGGAAGAUGAAGAGGAGGAGGAGGACAAAGAAGUAGAUGAGGAGGACACAGAAGCAAAACAAAAAGACAAGAACGAUGAAGUAGAUAACGAGGAGGAAGAAAAAGACGAGAAUAAGCACAAAAAUGUAGAUGAGGAGGAGGAGGAGGAAGACAAACAAAGUGAUGAGGAAGAGGAGGAGGAGGAGAAUAAAGAAGUACAUGAGGAAAAGGACAAAAUAGCAAACAAAAAGUACCAGGAAGAUGUUGUAGACAAAGAAGAGAAAGACAAAGAAGUUGAGGAGGAGGAGGAGGAGGAGGAAGAGGAGGAGGAAGAGGACGAGAAUGAGGAAUAUGUGGAAGUACAGGAGGAGGAGGAAGAAGAUGAGGAGUAUGAGGACACACAGGAGGAGAAGGACAAAAUAGCAAAAAAGAAGGACUGGCAAGAUAAAGUAGACAAGGAGAAGGAGGACAAAGAAAAAGACGAGAACAAAGACAAAAAUGUAGAGGAAGACGAGGAGGAGGAGGAUGAAGACGAGGAGGAGGAGGAUGAAGACGAAGAGAAAGAGUUUGAGAUAGAAUGGGCAGAGAAAAAAGAGGAGAAAGAAAAAGCAGGCAAGAAAGGGGACAAAGUAAACAAGGUGGUGAAAAGUAAAGAAGUAGAUGAAGAGGAGGAUAGUGUAGAAGAAGAAGAGGAUGAUGAAGAUGAAGCAGAUGAAGACCACGAAAGAGAAGAAGACACCAAAAAAGAGAUGGACAAUAAAAUAAAUGAAGAGGAAGAAGACAUAGUAAAUGAGAAGGAUAGAAAGGAUGAAAAUGUCAAAGAAGUGGUCAAUGAGGAGGAUGAAGAAGCAGACGAGGAGGAUGAAGAAGUAGAUGAGGAGGAUAAAAAGGAAAAAGAAGUGGAAAAUGAGGAGGAGGAAGAGGAGGAGGAGGAGGAGAAGGACGACGACGAGGGUGUAGAUGAGGAGGACAAGGAUGACAAAGCAAAGGAGGACCAAAAAGAUGAAAAGAACAAAGUGGACAAUGAGGAGGACGAAGAUGUAGAUGAGGAGGACCAGGAUGAAGUUGUAGACAAGGAGGAAGACGAUGACAAAGCAGAGGAGGAGGACAAAAAGGAUGAAAAGGACAGAGGGGACAAUGAGGAGGAAGAGGAUGAAGAAAUAGACGAGGAGGAGGAGGACGAAGAAGCAGAUGAGGAGGACGAGGAUGACAAAGCAAAGGAGGAUAAAAAAGAUGAAAAGGACAAAGAAAUGGACAAUGAGGUGGAUGAAGAAGCAGAUGAGGAGGAUGAGGAUGAAGACGAGGAGGACGAGGAUGAAGACGAGGAGGACGAAGAUGAAGAUGUAGAGGAGGAGGAGGAGGAUACUGACAAAGAAGACGCUCAAGUAGAGGAGAUGGCAGCAAAAACAGAGGAUGACCACGAAAAAGUAGACAAGAAAGACGAGGACAACACAGUAGUAAAGAAAAAGAAACGAAUCAAUUGCAAACCUGACGUCCCACUCCAUCUGCAGUUCCACAAAAUCAAUGCCUCCUUCUCCUCCUGGAAGCAGUCGUGGAUGGUGGCAGUGGCUCACAGAGGAGGAGAUGAAGGUGAGGAAGAUGAGGAGGAGGGGGAGGAAGAGGAGGAGUGGCGAGCUUGGAAAGAGUCGUGGAGGAUAUGUCGGUGGAAGAGGCCGGAUAAGGACGAGGUGGCGUGUUUCUCCACCAAGAACCGGAGUCAGAGGUACAUGGGAUUGAUGCAUGAAGAACAAGGUAUGCCGAAGGGUGAAUGGACUCUGAGCUGGAAGAUGACCAAGACUGCAGCAAAGGAUGUAGGCACUGAAGAAGAAGAAGAAGAAGAAGAAGAAGAGGAGGAGGAGGAGGAGGAAGAAGAAGAAGAAGAAGCAGAGAAAAGUUAAAGUUUUCUAAAAGCUAAAGGUUAUGAGUUGCGAAGUACAUUGUCAUUUUAAAAAUGACGGCGCCUAGGGAAGUCAGAGGGUCUGGGUCAAACCUUAAGACUUGGUACUCAAUGUGUCCGUAGAACCAUAAACUGGCAUCGACUAGUCUUUGAGCAGAUGGGUCCUGAUUUCAGUCCAAAUUUAGCUAAUUUAAGAUUGGACGACGUGCUUAUAUGUCUACCUGUGUUUAGACCAACGACAGGUUACUUGUUAAUUUAUUACAUAUUACCUAAGGUAAAAAGUAAUUUACUUUAAUAAUUUUACUUACUUACUCAUUACUCAAGAGAACAACAUUGCAGUUUAACAAGCAGUCACCUACAGUUUUACUGACCAUCCAGCAGCUAGCUUAACCCCAGUGACUGCAAAUGGCUAUGGUGCGUGCAUAAGCGCAUACAUGUGCAUGUGCAUGAGUGUGUGGUACACCCUCCUGGUUCGGCGGUUUGAAAAUAUGGUCGUCCUACUGUAGUAGGUAUGUGAAUGUAGGCAUACCCAUGGGUAAAGUUAGCAAGCCAGCUAAAGACACACAACAUGUAAAUAAGCUAACUUUAGGAGAACAAUUUUCUCCUCUUUUGGUAGAAGAACCACCUUCCCCUACCUCAAACCCCUUCGCCAUGCUAGCAGCUAGGUCCUGGACCGAUAUCCUCCAUAUAAUUCCUGGUAAGACAGUGACAAAGCUCAAAAGUAGUACCAGAGCGUUACUUAGAUUAGUAAUGGAGUUAUGGAAUUUCAAAUUGUAAUGCCUUACACUGCUUGUCAUCUCGUCACAGUUAAGAAACUUCCUGUUGCAACUUUGUCUCACCAUACUUAGCAAAGUUGUACAGUUUCCCUUUUUGUUCUUUUAUAAAAUGUAAAGAAGGAACUAUUUCUUAAAGCACUAUGUUGUUUUUCAUAUAGAAAGCAAGGUAUCAUACCACCACCGCCAUUUACCACCAAACAAGGACACAUCACUUUUGCGGGCAGUUUUUUUGUGUUCUUACAACUUAAACAUUUUUAACGCUUAACACUCCUAUUCCGCUGUUGAAAACACAACCUCCAGUUCCAUUUGAGGCAGCAACACUUAUAAGUUGAAUGAAACUGUUUAAAGUGUAAAAUAAUUAUUAAUUAUUAAUAAUAACUAUCACACAAGGAGGUGUCCUCAUAGAAAAGGUAAUAUUGUUGUCUCUAUGUGGGCUAGUCUGUUCUGUCUCUUUUACCAUUGUAGCUGGUUCCCCUGAACUAUCCUCUAUUGCUAGAAAGGUAGUGUUUGUAGCAAAGAAACACAAACACUGUUAAAGUGAAGCUGAUAACAGAAAAUGUCCCAAAAAACCACAAAGACGCAUUUUGAGAUUGAUGUUUGACGGCUUAAUGAAUCCAAACAACAGACAACCAAAAAAUUGUAAAUUUAGCAAACACAUUUCUACCCAUCAACCAAACAGUGAGCAUGUUGUCACACAUUCUUGAGCACAUGAGGUAGUGACAGUCUGGGAAUAUAACGCACUUUAAGAGGAGGAAUUUGUUUAAAUGUAUAGAAAGUGUAAUAUGAAGAAAUGUCACGUUCAGUGGUGUAGAUGUGUAAGAUGAUGAAGAGCCAGUGUACAGUACAGUGAUGUGUAUCUUUACUGCAUUGUUGUAAAGAUAAUGUAUAAAAUAAAGCUGCAUUUAUUAAAGUUAUGAACCAUAUUUGUAAAACAAA
Morone saxatilis (striped sea-bass) is the source of this 5642-nucleotide messenger RNA. Its product is annotated as trichohyalin-like. Bases 308 to 3931 code for a protein of 1207 amino acids. Lineage: Eukaryota; Metazoa; Chordata; Actinopteri; Moronidae. The record is from RefSeq and is a predicted model, not a curated record. The transcript is spliced from 6 exons.